AUGUAUUGCGAGUCUUGCUCUUAACCUUUAUGCAAAUAGUGCACAGCCAAGCAUCAUGGUCUUGACCAUAACAAGUUUUUCCUCAAAGACUAUUUAAAAACUUAUCCUACAAAGUUAUAGGAGAAAUCAAUGGAGUGCAAGAAACUUUUAAAUAAAUAUCAGUAAUAUAAGAUCUAUGAAAUCAGAUCAUUCCUUAAAUAAUUUCAGUCCACAGUAAACUCAUAUGUGACUCAAGUGACAAGAGAGAUUCUUAAAAGUGUAAUGUUUAAGGACAUAUUCAAGGGCUAUCAUACUUUAAAGCAUACUCCUAAGUGGUUUGACAGUACUCGAGUCACAAUUAAAACUAGUCAGGAAAAAUAUAUAGCUCUAAGAAUGAGACCUGAAAUUGAUCAGAAAAUCAAAGAAGUUGAUGAGGCCAUUAAGAAAUUGAAGAAGAUUGAGAAUUAGAGAGUAGAUCAUACCAUCUAAAUGAAUAAAAGUAUGUCACAAGUCAAAUAAAAUCUUAAGGAUUCAAUCCUAAGAAUCAUAGCAGAUACUAAAAUACCUUAAAUUUUAAAAGAAAAAGAUACUUUUGCCAACUUCGAGCAAAUGAAUGUGGAUAAUCUUCCCGAAACUCAAAACAUGAUUGUGGAAAAUGAAAUCAAUUUCCCUUCUCAUUCUGCCCCAAUUAAAGACAUAACAGUUACAGGAAUGGAUACCUUCAUGACAGCUGACAGUCAUGGUAUCAUAAAUGAAUGGAACAUUAACUAAUAAAAAUUAUCAGAGAUUGAUUUGAAUCUUAAUCCAGAUGAGGAUGAUGUAGAAUUACUCUGUUUUGGACAUUCAAUGAGUCAUAAAGUUCUUCUGGGAGGCCUUUCAGGUGGUGAAUUAUUGGUUUAAAAUCAAGAUAACAAUCAAAGCAUUAUUGGAAAAUGCACUUAAAGUGAUAUUAUUUCGAUGAUAAAUUUGAAAGAAUUCAAAAAAGGGAAGUAUAUGCUGAUACAAGAUAAAAUCAACGAAAUUAAACUCAUUGAUACAAAGAAAAUUGCUUUUAAGGAUCAAACUGUUAGCUAAGCAAUCACAUAUAAAUUUGAUCAGAGUUAUUCUUCUCUGGAUAACUAUGAAAGUAACAAAAGACUCCUUGAGAUAGAUAGGUUUAGAAAGUUACCUAACUUAAAGACAGCAGAUGGCACAAUGAAUUAUACUUAUUCAACUGUUGUAUUGAGUUCGUUGACCUCCAUUCAUAAAAUCAAUAUGAUUAAAUUAAUCUACAGAAAGAACACUUAAUCUUCAUGCUUUAGCUCUAAGACUUGGAAAAACUGGAACCACUAAGUCCUAUAGACAUUUGAUUUUACUCAUGGCCCCACAUGCUUUCUAGAAUUAAGUGGUUGCAGAUUAGCAGUGGGAGUUGGAGCAAAUAUUGAAAUAUUCCAAAUGGACGAAGCUAAUAAUUCCUAAGCCCUAGCAAAAGAUAAAAAAGCAGCAGUGUAAAACAAUUAGCCCUAAAAUAAGAAGCUGAUAUUGAAAGGUCAUAUAAAGAGAGUGAGAUCACUUGCAAUAGAUACCACAUUACAGAUAGAUCAUUCUAAAGUAAAAGAAGAGUUUAUAGUGUCGUGCAGCGAUGACGGCACUGUGAGAGUAUGGUAGAUUCCAGAAGUCUUAGACUAAAAGCUUUUUAAAAAAUAGACUAGACAGGACCAAGCUGAGGAGAUCAAAUAAAAUAGAAAUUAUUUUGAUGAGGAUGAUAAAAGAUCUAGAAGAAGCAGAGGCGGAGGUUAAACUUAGAGGACAUAAGAUAAUACUUAUAGGCAUCAAUACACUGAUAGGAACUAUGAUAAUGAUGAGAGUGAACUUCUUGAUAGCAGAGAUAAGGAUGAUGAGGACCUCGAUGAUGAAUAUGAUGAAGAAGGAGAAGAUUAGAGUGAAUAUUACUCUGAAAAUGAUAAAUCUAACAGGAAAAAAAGAGGUGAUGAUGAUGAAUCAUAAUAAAGCCAAUAAUUCUUCGAAGGAGGAGAAGAGGAGAAAGAUAAGACAAGGCAAAAGCUUAAUCAGAUGACUAAAGCAACAGAAGAUGAGGAGGAAUAUGACUCUCCUAAUUGCUGUAUUGAGAUUAAUACUCUGCAUAAGGAGAAAAUGACUGGAGUAAUAUCUAUAAACAGCAGUAUAAUCACGGUUUCUAAAGAUGCUGAAAUCAAGCUUUUUAAGAUCAAGAAAAUAUGA
Messenger RNA from Stylonychia lemnae, 2199 nucleotides. Lineage: Eukaryota; Ciliophora; Spirotrichea; Sporadotrichida; Oxytrichidae. The record is from the annotation of a GenBank genome assembly.